GGGCUGGCUGGUUCCGCAAGUUUGACAGUUUGGGCGAAGGUGGCAGCGGAGCCGCCUCUGCCGGGACGUUUCUGGGCGGCGGCCGGGCAGGGAGCGGGGCCCCCGAGUGAGGGCAGCGGAGCAGCUCCUCGAGGAGAAAGUUUUUCUCGCCGACCCCCUCGGCCUCUCUGCUGGAUUCUCCGGAGCCGCCGCCCCCUUCUCUCCUGGCUGAGGCGCUGCCGCCGUGUCCGGGGCCACAAUGUCUCGGGAUCCCGAAGAGGUGAACAAGCUGACAGAGAGCACCUACAGGCUAUGAUACUGGCUGGAAGAGCAUAUUAUGAUGGUGUUGCAAAGAUUGGAGAAAUAGCAACUGCAUCUCCAGUUUCUAAAGAAUUGGGACAUGUCCUUAUAGAGAUUUCAAGCACAAACAAGAUACUUAAUGACAGCCUAGAGGAAAGUUUCAAAAAAUUUCAUAAAGAGAUUAUAUCUGAACUGGAGAAGAAAACAGAACUGGAUGUAAAAUAUAUGAAUGCAACUUUAAAGCGAUACCAAACAGAACACAGAAACAAGUUAGAUUCAUUGGAAAAAUCUCAGGCUGAGCUGAAAAAAAUCAAAAGGAAAAGUCAAGGUGGAAGAAACGCAAUGAAAUAUGAGAGUAAAGAAUUUGAGUAUUUGGAAACUGUGAGUUCUCGACAGAGUGAUAUUCAAAGAUUUAUUGCUGAAGGUUGCAGAGAAGCUCUACUUGAAGAAAAAAGAAGAUUCUGUUUUCUGGUUGACAAGCACUGCAGUUUAACACAGCACAUGCACUUCUAUCAUAAACAGUGUGCAGAUUUACUUAACUCCAAGUUGCCUGGAUGGCAGGAAAUGUGUAGUGAUGCCACAAAAGUGCCAGAAAAAGUUAUGAGUAUGAUAGAAGAUAUGAAGACGCCUUUGUCCACUCCAAUCUCAGGAACUCCACAACCUUCACCAGUGACAGAGAGAAAUAAUAUGGUUGGAAGAGUGCCCCCUGCUCCUACAGUUAGAGCAUUUACUAGUCCUUUAGUUGACAUGUUUAACAAUCCACCAGCAGUUCCAAAGGUUCCUUCGGAAAGAUUAAAUAAUUCAGCAGGUAAUUCAGAUGAUGCCAGUUUAUCACGUUCAACUUCUGUUGCCACAGGACUGAACAUAAUGAAAAGGCAGAAAGUAAAAACUAUCUUUCCACAUACAGCUGGAACUAACAAGACAUUACUUAGCUUUGCACAGGGAGAUGUCAUCACACUUCUUAUAGCUGAAGAAAAGGAUGGCUGGCUUUAUGGGGAACAUGACUUGACUAAAGUAAAAGGAUGGUUUCCAUCAUCAUACACAAAACUACUGGAAGAGCCAGGUGAUGAAACAGAACAUGUUCCAGUGCGAAGCGCUGCACCAAUCAGAAGUAUCAGUUCUGUAAAUCUAGCAGAUAAAGGUGGUGUUGUCCUCCCCCCACCAGAUUAUCUGGGAUCUUUGCAAACAGGCACAACUUCAGAAAUGAGAGCAGAUUCUUCCAAAGGUACUAUUGUUAAAGCACCUGUGGCCACACCAGAAAGCACAACUCCAAAACCUGUUAUAAAUGGCAUUAUAAAACCACCUUUCCUAAGCGGAGAAAAUCCUUUUACCACUGUGAAACUCCGACCAACAGUAACAAAUGACAGAUCAGCACCAAUAAUUCGAUGAAUAUAAUAUUCAUGAAAAUAUUUUUACUCCCUGUAAACACUGUGUUCAGCAAUAUGAUUUACAAAGGCUGUUUAUUUAAAUGUAAUUAGUGUACAGUAGGAGUAUAUUGGAGAGGAUUUCUGAUUUUAACAAUCUGUCUGCUUUCUAAAUGAGGUAAUUGCUCUGGGUUAAAAUGUUUGAGAAUUUUGGCUUGAUUUUACACUAUAUGCCUUUUUUAGGAAGAAAGACAGUUGUGAAAGUAUGGGAGAAGUCUGAAUACUGUAGUUACCAGCAUACUUAAUAUUUUAUCAAAAUGCUCAUUAUCUGUUGUAGGGAAAAUACCAUGGAUAAGUUUGUGUUUAAGUCUGCAUAUAUCAUUUAGUAGAUAUAUAAAAGAAAAAACUGCAUUUUUUCAUAAAAGGAACAAUGCAACUGUUGCCUUAAUACUAAGAGUAGAAGUUUGACUGUAUAAAAUUAUUAUGUAUUGCAUUGUUUUAAGAUAGAUGCCUUGGGUUAUAAAUAAAUAAAUAUUUGUCCUCUAAGAGCUUAGACAAAUGUAUCAGAGGGGUAGCCGUGUUAGUCUGGA
Gopherus evgoodei (Goodes thornscrub tortoise) is the source of this 2233-nucleotide messenger RNA. It is a transcript of the gene BAIAP2L1, whose product is annotated as BAR/IMD domain containing adaptor protein 2 like 1. The coding region runs from base 292 to 1668 and encodes 458 amino acids. Gene Ontology annotation, molecular function: protein binding. The record is from RefSeq and is a predicted model, not a curated record. Gene Ontology annotation, biological process: plasma membrane organization; actin filament bundle assembly; positive regulation of actin filament polymerization. Gene Ontology annotation, cellular component: nucleoplasm; cytosol. The transcript is spliced from 13 exons. NCBI's taxonomy places the organism in Eukaryota, Metazoa, Chordata, Testudines, Testudinidae.